Messenger RNA from Naegleria fowleri, 405 nucleotides. RefSeq lists its product as uncharacterized. Lineage: Eukaryota; Heterolobosea; Eutetramitea; Acrasida; Naegleriidae. The transcript has a single exon. The coding region runs from base 1 to 405 and encodes 134 amino acids. The record is from RefSeq and is a predicted model, not a curated record.
AUGACAUCAAUUCUUCAUGAACUCGCUCUCCUUGAACAGGAAAAUCCCAGAGUUGCUUCCGCACGAGGAUAUGAAUCCAAUACUACAAAAUUAUACAAUCUCAGCCAAUCCACCAAACCUUCCGAGAGUGAGAUCAUCAUCACCCAACAAAAUAUUGAAAGAAUCACGAAUCGAACAUUCCCUCAACAGGGUGCAUUUGAACAAGUUCCUUUAGAACAAUGCACGGAUGAAACUCUCAGAAAAAUCAUCGGAUGGCAUGAACAAUACAAACUUGAAAAGCCUCUCAAAAUUUUCAGGUACGAUGAAGGAAUGAAUACUUGGGGUGGAGGAUAUGAAGAUUGUUACUAUUUUGUAGGUGUGGAUGGAGUGUUUUUGAUUCUUUUUAAUACCUAUGGGUCCUUUUAA